Coprinopsis cinerea okayama7#130 is the source of this 3579-nucleotide messenger RNA. RefSeq names its product DNA-directed RNA polymerase. The record is from RefSeq and is a predicted model, not a curated record. The transcript is spliced from 15 exons. Gene Ontology annotation, molecular function: DNA-directed RNA polymerase activity; DNA binding; ribonucleoside binding. Gene Ontology annotation, biological process: DNA-templated transcription. Lineage: Eukaryota; Fungi; Basidiomycota; Agaricomycetes; Agaricales; Psathyrellaceae. Gene Ontology annotation, cellular component: RNA polymerase III complex. Bases 1 to 3450 code for a protein of 1149 amino acids.
AUGAACCACGACGAGGAGUCAGAAUGGGAUCAACUCACAAAUCCCAAAUGGAAAGGACUUGGGCUUAACGAUCCUGUAAAAACAGUCGAGGACAAAUGGCUUCUGCUACCAGCCUUCCUCAAGGUUAAAGGUCUCGUAAAACAGCACAUUGACUCGUUCAACUACUUUGUCGAUGUCGAUAUCAAGAACAUCGUAAAGGCCAAUAACAAGGUCACCUCCGAUGUAGACCCUCGGUUCUGGUUGAAGUACACCGACAUCAACGUCGGUUUUCCCGACCGUAACGAGAUGGAGGCUAUCGACAAACGAGUAACGCCUCACGAAUGCCGACUACGAGAUACCACCUACAGCGCACCCAUCAUUGUCACUAUUCAGUACACCCGAGGCAAGAGUAUCGUUCAGCGCAAUGUCAAUAUUGGCCGCCUUCCAAUCAUGCUUCGAAGCAACAAAUGCGUGUUGACGGGGAAGACUGAAGCUCAGUUGGCCAGAAUGACGGAAUGUCCGCUGGAUCCUGGAGGAUACUUUGUGGUCAAGGGGACAGAAAAAGUCAUUCUGGUCCAGGAGCAGCUGAGCAAGAACCGUAUCAUUGUCGAGACGGACAAUGUAAAGGGGAUUGUCCAGGCUUCGUGUACAUCCUCAACACAUGGUGGUUUAAAAUCCAAAACCUACGUGAUCACCAAGAAGGGUCGGAUAUACCUUCGCCACAAUUCUAUCCACGAAGACGUGCCGAUCGUCAUUGCUCUCAAGGCUCUUGGGAUCCAGUCCGACAAGGAGAUCCUUUUACUCACUGCGGGCAACACCGAGGAGUACAAGACUAUCUUCUCCGCCAACAUCGAAGAUGCAGCCAAACUUGGAAUCUUUACCCGACAUCAAGCUCUGGAAUACAUCGGUGCCAGAGUCAAGGUCAACCGAAAGGUCAUGGGUCCUCGGAGGCCAGCUUGGGAAGAAGCUCUGGAGGCGCUGGCCACCAUUGUCCUUGCUCACGUACCAGUUCAAGGGCUGGACUUCCGUGCGAAGGCCAUCUUUGUCGCGACCAUGACUCGCCGUGUUCUUAUGGCUAUGGACGACGAAAGCAUGGUGGACGAUCGAGACUACGUUGGAAACAAGCGUCUAGAACUUGCUGGUCAACUGCUAGCCCUGCUGUUCGAAGAUCUGUUCAAAACCUACAACUCAAACCUCAAGAGUGCCAUCGACAAGGUUCUGAAAAAGCCCUCACGGACAAGCGAGUUUGACGCGUUCAACACAAUGCAGAUGCAAGGAGAUCACCUUACCUCCGGAUUCGUUCGAGCCAUCUCCACCGGGAAUUGGUCACUAAAGCGAUUCAAGAUGGAGCGUGCAGGUGUAACCCAUGUGCUCAGCCGCCUAAGCUUUAUCUCCGCACUCGGCAUGAUGACCCGUAUAUCCUCUCAAUUCGAGAAGACUCGAAAGGUCAGUGGACCUCGAGCGCUUCAGCCCAGUCAGUGGGGUGUUCUGUGUCCAAGUGAUACGCCCGAAGGAGAAGCUUGCGGUCUCGUGAAGAACCUCGCACUCAUGACCCACAUCACCACCGACGUGGAGGAAGGUCCAAUUAUACGACUGGCCUUUAUGCUCGGUGUGGAAGAUAUCAGCCUUACGACUGGCACGGAGAUAUACGGUCCCAACUCUUACGUUGUUUACAUUAACGGAACGAUCAUUGGUGUAACUCGAACGCCUACGAAAUUCGUGUCCCAAUUCCGGAAGCUUCGAAGGGCUCGACGAUUCAGUGAAUUCGUCAGCGUGUACAUCAAUCACCACCACCGAGCGGUCCACAUUGCUAGCGAUGGUGGCCGCAUCUGCCGGCCUAUGAUCAUUGUCGAAAAGGGUCGCUCAAGAGUGACUUCUGACCACAUAGUUCAACUGAAAAAAGGCAAUGUUACGUUUGAUGAUUUCCUACGGAAGGGUCUCGUCGAGUACCUUGACGUCAACGAAGAAAACGACACCUUCAUCGCGCUGCACGAGCACGACAUCGUUCCAACAACAACCCAUCUGGAGAUCGAGCCCUUUACGAUCCUGGGUGCCGUCGCAGGCCUCAUUCCCUACCCUCAUCACAACCAAUCCCCGCGAAACACGUACCAGUGUGCCAUGGGUAAACAAGCCAUCGGCGCGAUCGCCUACAACCAAAUGAACCGGAUUGAUACCCUCCUUUAUCUCUCCGUAUACCCGCAGCAACCCAUGGUGAAGACCAGAACAAUCGAACUUAUCGGCUACGAUCGCCUACCGGCUGGACAAAACGCGACGGUGGCCAUUAUGAGUUAUUCUGGUUACGAUAUUGAGGAUGCUUUGAUCCUAAACAAAGCCAGCUUGGACCGAGGCUACGGCCGUUGUCAAGUCCUAAGAAAGAACGCAACCCUGCUCCGCAAAUAUCCCAACGGAACAUUCGACCGAUUGGCCGAUGCACCAUUGGACGAAAACGGUCAGAUCCAGAGGCGAUACGAUAUAGUUCAAGCAGAUGGUCUUCCUGGUGUUGGCGAGCGCGUCGAUCCUGGCGACAUUUAUGUCAAUAAACAGUCGCCUACAAACGCAACCGACAACACAUUCACUGGCCAAGCAGCGUCGGUCCCGUACAAAAACGCGCCGCUGAGUUACAAGUCGCCAGUUUGCGGCAUGAUAGACAAGGUCAUGAUUAGUGACACCGACAACGACCAGACCCUGAUCAAAGUCCUUAUCCGUCAAACACGGAGGCCUGAGCUGGGAGACAAGUUUUCAUCCCGACACGGUCAGAAGGGUGUCUGUGGCUUGAUUGUUAACCAGGAAGACUUGCCUUUCAAUGAGGAUGGAAUUGUCCCCGACACUAUCAUGAACCCACACGGUUUCCCGUCGCGAAUGACGGUCGGGAAAAUGAUUGAAUUAUUGGCGGGCAAGGCUGGUGUUCUGACUGGUAAACUGCAGUAUGGGACCGCUUUUGGUGGAUCAAAAGUGGAGGAUAUGAGCCGAAUCUUGAUCGAGCACGGGUUCAGCUACGGAGGCAAGGAUAUGCUUACCAGCGGCAUUACUGGGGAACCUCUCGAAGCCUACGUUUACUUCGGACCAAUCUAUUACCAAAAAGCCAUUCUGACAGUUUAUUUCCAGAAACUGAAACACAUGGUUAUGGACAAGAUGCACGCCCGUGCCCGGGGUCCACGUGCAACGCUUACCCGUCAGCCGACCGAAGGUCGUUCCCGGGAAGGUGGUCUGCGUCUGGGAGAAAUGGAACGAGAUUGUUUGAUUGGUUACGGCGCUACUCAGCUGCUUCUUGAGCGUCUCAUGAUCUCCUCGGACAAAUUCGAGGUGGGCGCUUGUCAGGAGUGUGGUCUCAUGGGCUACAACGGCUGGUGCACGUACUGCAAGAGCUCCAAAAAGAUGGCGACCCUGACGAUUCCAUACGCCGCAAAACUGCUUUUCCAAGAGUUGAUGGCGAUGAAUGUCGUCCCCCGCCUUGUGCUCGAUGAUGCCUGAAACAUCUCAUCCUUUCUUGUGAUCACGGGCUUCAGCAACACCUUGGGACUAUUUCAUUCAGCUUUCCUCUUUCUAUUGCAUCCCCGUUUUUUUGUUGUCACAUUUUGUAUCAAUAGAAUUUAUUUAACG